UAAAUACCCAUUCAAUAUUUUCGUACAUCAGCAAAACAAGUAGUGCCAACCCACCCACUAAACUAACACCAUACUUUUUUACCCUCCGAGAAUGGCGAUUCAAUUGGAGAAUUUGGUGGAAUCGAUAAAAUCGAAGGUGAGGAAGUUGAAGAAGUCGAAGAAACCGUACAUCAAAAUGGACAAAAGCUCCAGUGUUAGAGUGGAGAUCCGUAGCAAAAAGGCUCGUAAGCUCAUCGACAAAACUCUCCAAGCUGCUGAUCGUCCCGGCAAGAGCAGUCUCACUUAGUACUUCUCCAUCGGAAAAAUAAUAAUUAAGAGUCGAUUUGAAAUAGAAAAAUUUCUCUUUGUUUUGAAGUUGUGUAUAGAAAAUAGAAAACUAUGGCCCUUUCUGUGUUCCUCGACGGCGAUGAAUCUUCAUUUUCCGAUGGGAACCGUUUCGGUCUUUCUUACUUUAUUUUUCUAUUGAUUCCAUAAUUAUUAAGGGGAAAAAAAAAGGAGAGUAAAUGUUGAGUUGUUUGUCCUUUUGAAUGAUUUCAUGACGUUUAUCUGA
This is a messenger RNA of Solanum dulcamara, 550 nucleotides long. RefSeq lists its product as uncharacterized. The record is from RefSeq and is a predicted model, not a curated record. The coding region runs from base 92 to 286 and encodes 64 amino acids. NCBI's taxonomy places the organism in Eukaryota, Viridiplantae, Streptophyta, Magnoliopsida, Solanales, Solanaceae. The transcript has a single exon.